AGUCUAGCAACAGGAAAGUGACGGCAAGAUUGCCCUGCAUCACUCCUGCUGGUUCUUUUCCUCUCAGCCCAACAGAAGGUAGCAGAGAAAGUAAAAGACCACUCCCUAAGAUAUAAGAGGCAUAUCAUAAAACCAGAAUAUAUUUCUCAUCACCACUGAAGAGGAACCCAGAAGAUCCUGGCUUGACCACUUGAAUGCCUACAAGCUUGUGAGUGUGAGACCUGGCACAGAAUCAACUUGCCUAGAGAUUUUGUAUAGAGAUCUCUGCCUUUCCAUAAGGUGGUAUUUGUUUAUCAGAGCUGGGGAUCCAGAGAAGAGGCAGAGCCAUGGUGUAGUAAACUGUUAUUGCUGACUAUUGUUAGGCUAAUGAGCUGUAGUUGAUUGUUGCAGUUUGUGGCAAUUGGGGGGCGGGAGAGAAAAAGGCAAAAAUGAAAGCACAAGCCACUCACUCUGAACUGUGAAUGUCAUAGCUCUUGGCUAUUACUAUUAUUAAUUAUUGUUGUUGUUAUUAUUAUUAUCAUCAUCCUCAUUGCUAUUACAUUACGUUCCUGCCUUUGGAUUGUAGUUCUUGUGGUCUGUGAUAACACAGAGGUUUUAAAUAAAAAUACAUUGUUUCCAGUAAAAAUACAUUGUGACUGCCAUUACCCUCCCACUGUGCUUUGAACAUAAAAGCAAUUUGCUUCAUGGCACAGUAGAAUGAAACAAAGUUUCUCAAAAAGAAAGUUCAAGUUUCUGAAGCUGAUUUCCAGAAGCAUUACGAUUAUCUGUCCUGAAGACCUCCUGCAGCUAAGUCUUAUGCUGGAGCCCUGUAUUGCUGAAACCUCUCCACGUUCUAGCUUUAAGUAAGCCUUCACCGUUUUUCAUUUGUUCUUCCAAGACCAGCUUGUCUAUUUCGUUAGUGCUAAUAACCCUUGUGGAAAAGAGGUGACCCUGCCUCCACAGAGUUCGUCCCGGAGGCGGUUCAGUCCUCGGGGGCGGUUCGUGCCCGGAGGCGAUUCAGCAGCAACCCGGGAAGGCUGCGGGUACGCAGCUGCGGGCAGGCAGGCAGAAAGUGCCGGGAGCCGAAACAAGCUCCGGGCUGCUCUCGAACGCAGCAGCGGGGAAUGAAUGCAGUGCCGGGAGGCAGGCUGUGACUCACAAGACAGAUCUCCGAGAUGCAGCUUGGGAAGGUGAAACAGAUUUUUCCUUCUAAAAUGACUUUCCAAGCUCUGAUUUUGUGUCUGGCUUGUACUUGGCUUGGAAAGGCAAAUGUGGUUCCUCAGGCUGAAGAAAGAAAUGUGAAGAUGGGUGACAACGUGACUCUCAGUUGUGCUCUGACAAAAGCCAGUGAUGUUGUGCAAGUGACAUGGCAAAAGGACUCUGAAAAUUCAAACAGUAAUAUAGCUACAUACAGUAACAUAAAAGGAUUAAAGAUUCAUGAACCCUAUCAAGACCGAAUGAAUUUCACAAGUCUGGCACUCAAUGAGACAAGCAUCACUUUGUGGAACACUACGAUGGAUGAUUCAGGGUGUUACACGUGUCUCUUCAAUACUUUCCCUUAUGGCUCCUCGUCAGGACAUACCUGCCUGAAGGUCGUUGGUCUCAAUGCAUCUGUCCAUUACAACAUAUCUGAAGAUCAUUUGGUAGCCAUCUGUAAUGCUGUUGGCUUCCCAGAGCCCACCAUCACAUGGAACAACUUGUUCAAUUCUACUCCUACACAGCAGAAAGUCAAACACACCACUGGAGUGGUGUCUGUCACCAGUAAACUGGAAAUCAACACCCAGAGUAUUGUUGUGAAGGACUUGACAUGCAGAGUAAGCAAUGGGAAUGGAAAAGUGGAAUUGCCUGUGGAAAUGAGAGGAGAAGAGGGACCCUCAUUUCUUUGGAUGGUGAUCACUGGGGGGAUUUUAAUCAUCAUAACAGUUUUGAUUCUGAUCACACUGUGCUGCAGGAAGAGGAUAUGCAGGAAGGGUUGAAAUGGUGAGUCUGAUAUAUGGAAACCAACAGUUUUCAUAGAGCCUCAUAUUGGGUCUGGUCAUCAGAAGAAUAAGAAGAAUGUUGAGAUACUACUAGGGGCUAUGAGACUGUCACAGAGGACAAGUAAACUUUGUAAUAAUGUGUUUACACUUACUAGAGGUUACCUCAGCUGCAAUUCUGAGAGCUGUUUUCCCACUGCUACUGCUGAGGGACAAUGCCAGAUUACAAGUUGUGAGAGGAGGAUCCAAGCAGAGCAGGACAUGCCCUCAUGUUUUGUUUUCAGCAGAAGUAAUUCACUGGUUGCAUUUUCAUGGAGGGCUGCGAAAGUGUUGAGCAUAAGUAUGCUCAGAAUUUCUGGCAAAAAGGUAUGUUGGGGAGAAAUCUGCUCAUGCCCUCGGGACUCUCACAGUAUCCUAUUUGUGUUUUUAAGACAAACAAUGUAAUACAACAUAGUAGGAGUCUGCUAAUGCUGAAUGUCCUAGUAUGCAUGAUCAGCUCAACUUUCUAGUUUUAGUUACUAGUAAGAGAAUGACAGGAAAAAAAUAUAGGAGAGGGAAGGCCUUAGGCUUCAGAAACCACACAUUGGUUUAUGGUCAUUUGUAGUUUCACUCUUACUUGAGUAGAUAAAAAGUACUUGUGGGUUUCAGUCUGCGAGCUCCAUUAUCUUGGGCCCAGCCAGCCAGGUUCCAGGAUGAUGUACCUGAAUGCAAACUACUGACACAGGGUCAUGGAGACGUAGUUACUUGCUGUAGAUGGGCCACAGGCCCCUUUCUGUAGACAAGAGUCUGUUUAUUGGGAGAUGCUUACAUGCUUUACUUCCCUUCCUACAGUGUACCAACUUUUGGACUCGCUGUCUACUAAUCACUCUUGUCUUAUACCCUCACAGAUGGGUUUUGAUACCUGUUUCUCAUCCAUUCCAGCGAUACAGCUUUCUUCUAUCACUCAAUUUUCCUAUCUCUUCCCAUACAAGCCUGAAGGUCAGUCAACAUUAUCUGCCAACUCUGGGUUCCCACAGCUUGCCUAACUUUGCAUUCUACUAAUACAUUUAAAAAUGUCAGCUUACAUUAACUCAGUCUCUGAACAUUUGUACACUGUCUUCAUAAUGAGAAUGUGAUACAAAGUAGUGUUUCCAGGAUGUGGUAGGUUGAGAUUACCCCAAAAAUAAGUUACCAGAAGUUUUGGAAGCAAAAUGAAGCUAACAUUCAUCUAAAAUCUAGAAGUAUAAAAUGCAAUGAAUACAUACAAAAUACAUUUACAUAUAUUUAUAAUUCAGAAACAACACAAGGACCCUCAUUGAAUUGUUCCCCCAGUAGCAACGUGGGGGUUAGUCUCUUCUGCCAGGCAACCAGCAACAGAACAAGGGGACACAGUCUCAAGUUGUGCCAGGGGAGGUCUAGGCUGGAUGUUAGGAGGAAGUUGUUGCCAGAGAGGGUGAUUGGCAUUGGAAUGGGCUGCCCAGGGAGGUAGUAGAGUCACUGUCCCUGGAGGUGCUCAAGAAAAGAGUGGAUGAGGCACAUAGUGCCAUGGUCUAGUUGACUGGACAGGAUGGGGUGCUAGGUUGGCCUGGAUGAUCUUGGAGGUCUCUUCCAACCUGGUUGAUUUUGUGAUUCUUCUGCACAAGGGUAAAGUGAAUAGCUGUCCCCGCAGAGAGAGAAUCAGAAAGGCCUGCUGCUAUCUACUUAGCCAUAACAAGAGUCUCAGCCAAGGUCAGCAAAGCCACGCAAAAGCAUCAGCCAGCAGCCAGAGUGAAGAAGAGAAAAGGAAGAAAAAACAGUUUGUGCUGCAAAUUAUAUCCCAAUCCAGCAAUCCAAUGGAAUGAUAUGGACCUAUCUAUUAUUGUUCUUUCCUUGCUUUAUUUACCUUUUAUUCAAAUAUGUCAAGAAAGCUCCUAUUUCUUGUUUGCAAUUAAGAACUAGGUUUGAGUGGUAGUUUUAAACUGCCACACAGGAGUAUCAGACAUGUCUGUUGUGAACUUAACUCCUACAACAUCUGCUGUUAAGAGGGGUUGACUGAGUAAAUCUGCUACUGCCAGGAACAUAAAAAUCUUCACAGUGAGAAAUAAGUUAACACUUCUUACAUCUCAAAUAUAACUUUUUAAUUUAAAACA
This is a messenger RNA of Pogoniulus pusillus (Red-fronted tinkerbird), 4063 nucleotides long. RefSeq names its product CD200 molecule (gene CD200). Gene Ontology annotation, cellular component: cell surface; axon; neuronal cell body. Gene Ontology annotation, biological process: heterotypic cell-cell adhesion; negative regulation of neuroinflammatory response. The record is from RefSeq and is a predicted model, not a curated record. The transcript is spliced from 5 exons. Gene Ontology annotation, molecular function: cell-cell adhesion mediator activity. NCBI's taxonomy places the organism in Eukaryota, Metazoa, Chordata, Aves, Piciformes, Lybiidae. Bases 1155 to 1955 code for a protein of 266 amino acids.